GCUUGUUGAAAACUUCAAGCUAAUAAAAUGGAUCUCAUAAAAGUUUUAUUACAGAUUUUUGCCUUGUAUUCUAGUACAAUCCUGGCAGAUAACUGUUCUGUUGAACCAGAAUGCCAUGUGUUUCACUGGAAAGAAUGGGGUUCGUGUGCUGGUGUCUGUGGCUCACAGUCGCAAGGAAGAGAGCGCAAAAUGUGCUGUUCUUAUUCUGUUAGUCCUCGUACCGUAGAAAAUUGCCUGAAACACUGUAACCUGUCUUUGAAUUUUGAAUUAAAUCAGUCUAAACCAUGCAGAGUAUGCGAAAAUGGUGGGACAUUGGACUUUUCAUCUCUAUCGUGCAAAUGUGAUCAACAUUAUAAGAACAUAUGUUGCCAAGAUCUGGUGACAUGUCAGGAUCAUCCCUGUAAAGGCGGGAACUGUACUGAUACCAAUGGUACAUUUACCUGUAACUGUGAAAGGGAGCACAAGGGGGCAGUUUGUGAUACAUAUUCGGCCAUAACCAAGCCUGCAACUGCAUCUUUAGGAGUAAUCUUGGGUUUCACAGCUUUAGGCGUCAUAUGUGUCGUCACUGCUGUCGUCACUAUUGUCUGCUGUUUAUGUCGACCGCGGUUUUGCUCCUGUACGGAAAGAGACAAAAAGGAAGAAAACAAGCAUGACAGAGAUGGGCAUACUAACAGCAGAGUUGUCCCGUUAUUAUGAAACUUAGAUAUCUUUAAUGGGCUUUCUCUUCUCUGUGAGCAUCUUAGCCACAUAUGACAAGUGAUAUCCUUGAUGUGAUUGUCGGAAAAUAAAUAAAAAAGAUGAAAAUAUCA
Saccostrea echinata is the source of this 809-nucleotide messenger RNA. Its product is annotated as neurogenic locus Notch protein-like. The transcript has 3 exons. The record is from RefSeq and is a predicted model, not a curated record. Lineage: Eukaryota; Metazoa; Mollusca; Bivalvia; Ostreida; Ostreidae. Bases 28 to 696 code for a protein of 222 amino acids.